CCGGAGACACAAACACACAGCGGAGACUAAAGACACACAAGAGACACACCGGAGACUAAAGACACACAAGAGACACACCGGAAACACAGCGGAGACACACGAGCCGAUACCCGGUGGACGCCCCGCUCUGCAGUUGGACUUUACCCGGGACACGAGCCCUCCUUCCCCGCAGCGAGUCGCUGGAACCCGCCCGGCUCCUCCGCAGAUCCUCCGCAGUGCUCCCGUGUAACUCGUCCCCCGGUCCGAGCGGAACCAUGCUGCGGCUGCUGCUGCUCCUCCUGCUGGCCGCCUCCGUGCGCAGCGAGUCGGUCAGGGAGACGGAGACGUGGAUGCCCAUGAAGACCACGCAGACCGUCGCCGUGUCGACACACAGCGACGGCCUGGAGUCCUCGGGCGACGCCCACAACGGCUCCGACUUCGGCUUCACGGACGACGCCGAGGACGACGAGGACGACAGCGACUACUACACGGACCCGACGUACGAGGACGACGAGGACGAGGACGAUGAGUCGUCCGGCUCCGGAGACGGAGCAGCGACUGUGACCCCGGAGCGAGAGGGCGGAGCUUCAGUCAAGCCCAACGCCAACGACAACAAGAUCCCAGAGGCGGAGCUACCGGUGCGACCAACCGUCCCCAAGGUGGCGCAGGACAGCAACGACAUCCCCCUGGUGAGGACGGACCCCGAGACCAGCGAGGAGUACCCGUCCAACGUGCUCAUGGCCCACGCCAGUGACGACAGCAUCUUCAACAAGACGGAGGUCCUGGCAGCUGUGAUCGCCGGCUGCGCCGUGGGCCUGAUGUUCGCCGUGCUCCUCAUCCUCCUCCUCAUCUACCGCAUGAGGAAGAAGGACGAGGGCAGCUACGACCUGGGGAAGAAGCCCAUCUACAAGAAGGCUCCCACCACAGAGAUCUACGCAUAGACCCUGGCCCUACACCCCCACCACCCCCCCCACACACACAAACACACACACCUCACUCCCUGAAACCCGUUAAUCCCUGAUCAGGACCUCACAGUGCCUCAUCUUCAUCAUGCCUCAUCUUCAUCAUCCUUCCUCUUCCUCCUCUUCCUCCUCCUCUUCCUCUGACUGUACAAACCUGGAGAGAAGCUCAACAACAGUGGACUGACUCCUCCUCCCUCCUACUCUCACUGGUGCUCUCUCAACCAAUCACAGGCUGUCUUCGGUCCGGGACAAGGAGCCACAGUCCAGGACGUCGUCCCGGUGUCACGUUUAAAUCUGUCCCCAUGUCAAGAGAACAACCAGGACUCUGACAGGUUCCACCCGUCUUUCUUCUUCUCUCCUCCUUCAGUUGAAAACACUAACACAGUGCAAUGAUGGUUUUUUUUUAUCUCUGGUUCACGUUAACUGUCCAGUUAUUUAUUCCCCCCCCCCCCUCUUCCUCUCGACCUGAUUCUUGGACUGAAGCUUCUCCCUCGACUGAAGCAAAUGAUUUUUAAUUGUUUUUUUGUUUUUGUUUUUUACAAACUCCAUGUAAUGCAGAGAGAUUCAAGACAUUUCAGUUUUUUCUAUUAAACAGAGAAAAGCUCCGAGGUUUGUAACGUGGCUGUGAAGCUGUGGUCUGGUGUUUGAUCCCUUUGAUCCUCGAGGAGCCGAUCACACGUCCACCUGCAGGAGGUCGAGGAGAAGGAGAUGAUUCACCUCCUUCAAACCUUCACCUGCUGCAGAGUUUAUCAAACUAGACUUUUAUAACAGAUUCUUUUAUUUCUUUAAACCUUCUGUUUAGUCUCCUCGAGGCGGGAAGUCCCGUCGUCUGACAUGUAGCUCACACACAGACACACACACACAGACACACACACACACACACACACACACACACACACACACACACACACACAGACACACACACAGUGUUGUCCUCUGCUGCCAGGGUGAACACUUCUUCAAAAGGAAGAUGUUUCACCACUGUUAUAAUUACCGCUGUGCCUCUGGGGUUGUUUUUCUGUUAUUAUGGCGAAGCCACGCCUACAUUCCUCACACACUCACACAGCUUGGUCAUGUGAUACGGGAGCAAAGGUCCGUCAGAGUGUCGGCUGCCCCCCCCCCCCCCCUCUCCUCACACUAAUGAAUCCACACGUUCACUUUGGUGCCACACUCGGCGUUGUGUUGCUAGCAACCCGUUAGCUUGACUUAGCAUCGAGUCAAAGGAAACGCCCACAGCGACCUGGUUCUGUCCAGAAGGAAAAGCUACGGAAUCCUGAUUCUGCCUCUCGGUACGAAAAGAUACGGACGAUGAAACGUCUCUGACCACAAACCUCCGUGAAUCUGUUUCCAUACGCUUCAGACGGCGUUCUGUUUUUAACCUAAAUGAGACGAUUCCAUCAGUAAAGAUUUGGUCACGUGAGGUCAAAUCCCUGCUUUUAAACGACAGAACUGUUGGGUUUGUUUUUCAUUUAUUUCAUUUUAUUAACUGUCACAUUAUCAUGACUUUGAAACUCAAGGAAACGACUGAAAAUAGGAUUCUCCGGAAAAAAACUUGUUUAGUUUGUUCUCAUCUCUCGUGAUGGAAUAUAAUUUACAGUAACUUCCCAGUUGACAUGUAACACGUGUGAAACAGUGAAUUGUCAUCAGGUGAAUAUUCAGAACUGUUUCCAGGACAGAGCCAGACGAGCGGUUUCCAGUCUUUAUGCUAAGCUACGCUAUCCGUUACCACAAAGCUAAUACGUGUCGAGUCUUCCUGUAACUCCGCCUCUUCCUGUCGGAGCACUGAGGUCCACACACGCUUUUGGGUUUUUCUUCAUGGUUCCAAUAAAUGUUAUUGCUCGUUUAUCCUGUAACUCUGUGAUCGGAGAAACCGGUAGUGUUUUGGUACUUCUGCUAACUCGUGGCGUUGAUGCUUUCUCGAUAAGCUACAGCGACGGUGAGUCGUUGGUUUUAUAUUUUCAUCUCUGAGCUGAAGCCACGAACAGGUUCACGCUCACGUUUCUUUAUCUGAAGCCGGCGGCCCACGGGCUACCAAGGACUUGUACAUAUUCAUUAGAUACACAUGAGAAUCACUUGGUACUUAGCCACAUCCUGGCAACAAGAAAUAUCUACCAAAUAUUUAAAUGCCAAAUUGUUCUUUUCUGUUUGUGUUUCCCCCCCCCCCCGACAGUAACGCGCCUGUGAUUUUACUGUAAAUGAGUUUUGAUACUACGAUGCUAACACUAACUCACCUCCUCUCGUUGUUCGCCCGUGGUUUGAUUUUGCUCCAGUAGAUCCACUUGUCCUUUUUUUUUUUUUUUUUGUAUUAAUUUAACUGUCAAAUUAUUUUAUUGCCUUCUUUCAGGUUGGGGUGUUUCCCCCUUUUUAAGCUGUUGUAUAUGUGAUUUUAAAAGUUUUAUAUACACUAGUUUGAGAUUUUCAGAAGCAAAUAGUUUUGAAACUUUUUAUUUUGUAAGAGUUCUCCAUUGUCUCUUAGACUUUUUUUUGUUCUUGCUUUUGUAUUUAUGUUUGUUUGUGUGUUUGUAGAAGGAUUGCUGACGUGGUCGUUGUUCGGGGGAUGUUGUGCCGAGUCAUGUUUUCAGGAGCAGACCUGAGCUGAUUCUCAGCUGGAGCCGAAAUAAAACGCCCAGAGAUUUGUGAUAAAUGUUUGGUAAUUUGAGUUUGAUGCUCGUCUUCACCUCCAAUGAAGCGUUCAUCUGAUUGUUUGGAUAAGAAUCAUCUGGCUCAGGUCUGCUCCGGGAACAUGGAGAGAAAUGUUCUGCUGCUUAUUGUCACAAACAUCACAUGUGAAUCACAGUGGAGCGAAGAAGAAGCCGAUGAAUCAUCGGCUUCUGCUGCAAGUCCUGAUUUAUUGGAAAUAAAGCUAUUUUUAUGCACAUUAACAUUUUAAAA
This is a messenger RNA of Limanda limanda (common dab), 3833 nucleotides long. It is a transcript of the gene sdc4, whose product is annotated as syndecan 4. NCBI's taxonomy places the organism in Eukaryota, Metazoa, Chordata, Actinopteri, Pleuronectiformes, Pleuronectidae. Gene Ontology annotation, biological process: cell migration. The transcript is spliced from 5 exons. The record is from RefSeq and is a predicted model, not a curated record. Bases 255 to 920 code for a protein of 221 amino acids. Gene Ontology annotation, cellular component: membrane; cell surface.